Molecule: messenger RNA, 1648 nt
Organism: Fusarium redolens
Lineage: Eukaryota; Fungi; Ascomycota; Sordariomycetes; Hypocreales; Nectriaceae
Product: WD40-repeat-containing domain protein
Exons: 4
Coding region: 128-1192 (354 amino acids)
Cellular component (GO): catalytic step 2 spliceosome
Molecular function (GO): RNA binding; protein binding
Source: RefSeq, a predicted model, not a curated record
CAAAAGUGAAGCAACAGGAAGCUCCAAGCUCAUUUAACAGCUCCAGAACUCGACAGAAAUUUGGCGCAUUCGCAUAAAUAGCGUCGCAUAUAAUUGUUCUUUCUCUUGAUACCCUUUCAACUUCGCCAUGUCCGCCGAGAAACGUCCCGCCGAUGGAGAUCCCAGCUCUUCUCAGUCGCUGGUGAAGCGACAGAAUGUCAACUCUUCUACAGGUGCUCUUGCGCGUCUGAACGCGUCAAGCAAUGCAUUGGUGCAAUCUGCGCCGAGAACAAGCGGGCUUCAAGCUCCUGUCAUGGAACUGUCAGGACACUCAGGCGAGAUUUUUGCAGCAAAGUUCGAUCCUACAGGCAACCUGAUUGCAUCUGGUGGAAUGGAUAGAUCUCUAAUGCUCUGGAGAACAUACGGCGAUUGCGAAAACUACGGAAUAUUGAAUGGUCAUCGAGGUGCCAUUCUGGACUUACAAUGGUCACGCGACUCGGAAAUUCUAUAUAGUGCAUCGGCCGACAUGCACCUUGCGAGCUGGGAUUUGACAUCAGGCACACGAAUCCGCAGAUACGUUGGGCAUGAGGAGGUUAUCAACACGGUGGGCAUCAGUAGACGAGGAGAGGAGAUGCUUGUCAGUGGUAGCGACGACUCAACAAUCGGAAUCUGGGACCCCCGAUCGAAGAACGCCGUCGACUAUAUCCAGACCGAGUUCCCUGUUACAGCCAUUGCUGUAUCCGAGGCUGGUAACGAGAUAUACGCAGGCGGCAUCGACAACGAUAUUCGAGUAUGGGACUUGAGAAAGAAGUCGGUAAUAUACUCGAUGCUGGGCCAUUCAGACACCAUCACCUCAUUGAGGGUUUCACCAGAUUCUCAAUCGCUUGUCUCAUACGCUAUGGACUCUACAGUUCGAACAUGGGAUAUCCGACCUUUUGCGCCAACAGAACGACACAUCCGAACCUUUGACGGUGCGACAAUGGGCAUGGAGAAGAAUCUUCUCGGAGCAAGCUGGGACUCAGAAGGCAAGAGAAUUGCAGCAGCAUCAGGCGAUGGAACAGUCAUGGUCUGGUCAAGCGAGACAGGCAAGCUCGCUUACAAGCUGCCCGGUCACAAGGGCACAGUCAACUGUGCAGAGUUCUCGCCAAACAAGGAGCCUAUUCUACUUUCUGCAUCGUCAGACCGCACAAUGCUUCUUGGCGAGUUGAAAUGAGGAGAAUAAGUAAUAACCCGAUAUUCUAAUCUACUACCCGUACGCUCCCUGGCAUAUUGGUUCACAAGAUGCGCGCUCCCGUGUCAGGGCUCAGUAUUCUGGUAACUUUUACGCCAUCGAAGCUUGCCUCUGAGGGCGUAACAAGGGAAGCUCAUCACCCUCACCAUGGCUGAAUAGUGUAGCCGUUAGGAUGACGCAGGGAGCUUUGUGUAACUCUCUCCGAUAUUGCCAGGGAGCAUGAAUAUUCAAUCUGGGGAAGCUCUGGAGACGGCUAGAAAAGCGGAUUACAGCAUGUACAAAGUUGGUGAAAUAACAUUGGGAAGGGUGGAGGAGGCGUUUAUGGCUUGUAUCAAAAGAUGAGACAUGAGCUAGGGGGUACGCAUACAUAGAUGUUUAUGCUAUAUGUGCAAAUAGUCGAUUAAUAGUAAGCCCUUGAAGAAACAAACCACAUCAAAC